AUGUUGGCAGGGACGGCGGCGGAGAAGGGCUGCCGCUCCGCCCGGCGCCAAAGGAGGAGACGGCAAGCCCCACACUGCUGCAGCUGCCAGCACCAGCGCCCGUGGGCAUCGGGAGCCAGAGCAGAGCAGGCUGCACCGCGCGGCUGCCUGGCCUGGCUAAGGCAAUGGCGCUGGUGGAUCAAGGUUUGGGGCGUCGACCGCCGUGACAGCGAGAAUCGGACACCUCUCCAUCUGGCGUGUGCCAACGGCCACACAGCAGUUGUCAACUUCUUACUCGGGCUGAACUGCAAGCUGAAUCCUGUUGAUAAUUUCAUGAAAACACCACUGAUGAGAGCAGUAGAGGUCCAAAAAGAAGACUGUGUGGCUUUUUUGCUGGUGUCAGGUGCCCGCAUAAAUAUGGCAGAUGCUGAUGGCAACACAGCCCUCCAUCUUGCUGUCCGAUCUCGCAAUGUAAACAUGGUGAGGCUGUUACUGGACCAUCACGCCAAUCCUGUUGCCAAGAUUAAGGAGGGCCAGACCCCACUGAGUAUGGCUGUCUCUGAACAUCAGAAGGAGAUAGCAGAUUGUCUUCUCAACAGAAGACCUCGCCUGCAACCUCGUGAUGAUUAUAAAAGUCUUGUGCAGACAGAUGAGGACAAUGCUAUUAUUCAUGGGUUUUCCAGGCCAAGCCAGCCACAGGCAGAACCUGCAGUCCAGAAGAACACUGCAGAAGCUCCUGCAGGUGGUGCACAAGACAUCACUGUGCAUGUCACUCCUCAGCAGGCAGGAGCUGCUGGCUCUGUGUCGGGUGCCCCUGACGUGGAUGGAGGAGAUAAACUGCCAGCCAUGGGAGCACAGCAGGAAGAAGAGAAAGAUUCUCCCAGGGAUGCCGACCUAGAUAUAGAGAAGUACAUUCGUGUGAAAAAAGAAAAGCAGGAGAACAAGAAAGUAGUUUUUCAACAGGCGCCAAAAUCUGGUGAGAGUCCUGAGUUAGGGAAUAGUGACCCAACUCUUUGA
Calypte anna (Anna's hummingbird) is the source of this 996-nucleotide messenger RNA. Its product is annotated as putative ankyrin repeat domain-containing protein 30B-like. Bases 1 to 996 code for a protein of 331 amino acids. The transcript is spliced from 9 exons. Gene Ontology annotation, molecular function: protein binding. The record is from RefSeq and is a predicted model, not a curated record. Lineage: Eukaryota; Metazoa; Chordata; Aves; Apodiformes; Trochilidae.